GCAGGAGCUCCCCACCCGUCCUCGGCACAGCAGCAGCCGCCCCAGCUGGAAGACGGCGGCGGCGGCGGCUGCGGAGGAGGAGGAGGAGGAGGAGGGCUCAAGCAAGAUGAGGAAGAGGGGCAGGAAGAGGAAGAGGAGGCGGGCCCUGCGGGUGCAGGUGGCAGCGGAGGUGGUGGUGGCAGCGGUGGUGGCCGGGCGUCCAACUGGAAGAAGGCCAUGAACCUGCUGCUGCAGCUGCGCAAGGUGUGCAACCACCCCUUCAUGUUCCCGGAUGCGGAACCCGACUUUGACGGCGGAGCGGGGGGGGACAGCGGGGUGCCGGAGGAGCUGGUGACGGGAUCGGGCAAGAUGAUGGUGCUGGACCGGCUGCUUGCUAAGCUGAAGCAGCGGGGACACCGGGUGGUGCUGUUCAGCCAGUUCAACAUCAUGCUCGACAUCAUCGAGGACUACCUGACCGCUCGCGGCUACUCCUACCGCCGCCUGGACGGGAGCACCAACCGCAUCAAGCGCAUGAUCGACAUGGAGCAGUUCAACAAGCCCGGCUCCGACAUCUUCAUUUACAUCCUGUGCACGCGGGCGGGGGGGCUGGGAGUCAACCUGCAG
Molecule: messenger RNA, 603 nt
Organism: Astrephomene gubernaculifera
Lineage: Eukaryota; Viridiplantae; Chlorophyta; Chlorophyceae; Chlamydomonadales; Astrephomenaceae
Source: the annotation of a GenBank genome assembly